Messenger RNA from Trichoderma reesei QM6a, 986 nucleotides. RefSeq lists its product as uncharacterized. The coding region runs from base 219 to 986 and encodes 255 amino acids. Gene Ontology annotation, cellular component: endoplasmic reticulum; membrane. The transcript is spliced from 5 exons. Gene Ontology annotation, biological process: sterol biosynthetic process. Lineage: Eukaryota; Fungi; Ascomycota; Sordariomycetes; Hypocreales; Hypocreaceae. The record is from RefSeq and is a predicted model, not a curated record. Gene Ontology annotation, molecular function: C-8 sterol isomerase activity; steroid Delta-isomerase activity; cholestenol delta-isomerase activity.
ACAGCGAUUUUCAAAGGGAAGAAUACCGAUUCAACUACUACCAGCCUCUCCUCUAGAGACUCUCCCCCGCCUAUAAGCACUGGCCACUCUCCCCCUCCUUCACACCGCCACACACACCCCCCCUCCUCUCACCAUCAUCAAGCAUUCGCAGCACUCCACCGCUUUCAAGCUCUCAUCUCCCUUCAGCAAGGUCGUCAUCAUCUCCCUUGCCUCCCAAGAUGAGUCAAUGGGGUCUUUUCAGCUAUAAGCGGCAGCCAAUCAAGGCCGACCAUCCGUAUUACCCCCUCGGCGUCUCCAUCCCCGACUACGUCCCGAAUGGCCUCCCGCUCUCCCGCUCUCUCCCCCUCUUCGGGACCCUCGUCGGUGCCGUGGUCGCUGCGGCCUUUUACUUCUCCGGCCGCCGCUCCGGAGCGUCUUCCCGGCGCCGUGUCCGGCCCGUCGACCGCUUUGCCGCGUCUUGGUUCGCCUUGUGCGGCUUCUUGCACAUUGCUUUUGAAGGAUACUAUCUCCUCCACCGCACAAACAUCUCCGGCAUGAACACCCUCUUUGCCCAGCUCUGGAAGGAAUACGCCCUCUCCGACUCCCGCUACCUCACCUCUGACGUCUUCACCGUCUGCGUCGAAACUAUCACCGUGUUCGCCUGGGGCCCCCUGAGCCUCCUCACCCUCUUCUGCAUCUUCACCAGCCACCCUUCCAGGCACCUCUUCCAAACCGUCGUCUGCGUCGCCCACCUCUACGGCGUGGCUCUCUACUACGGCACCAACUGGGCCGAGCAGCGCCUGCAUAACGUGUCCUACAGUCGUCCCGAGACCCUGUACUUCUGGGUGUACUACGUCGGCUUCAAUGCCCCGUGGGUCGUUGUGCCUUUCGUUCUUUUGGCGGAUAGCUACAAGCAGGUUGUCAAGGCAUUCCGAGCACUGCAUGAGAAGGAAACGAGGCCAGUCCGAGCAGUGCAGGAGAAGGAAUCUCGGCAGAGAAGCAAAUAG